UGGCAUAUCGUCACUGAGGUGCAGAGGCGCAUCUUAGAGCACGCACCUCUUCUUACAACUUCUGCGCAUUAGAAUCCUUCAAAUCGACGCGUUUACUGGCUUAGUCAGCAUCCUGAUCCCAUCGCACACCUCCUCCUACCACCUACACAGUCAACAGUACGCGGAGUCGAACUCUUCAUACACGACGCGCGCAUACAAAUCGGGACACAUAAUCAUGGUCGCACCUACAGUUACCCUCACGCAUCUGAACCGCGCCGACGGCUCUGCGACAUACACCCACAAUGGCUACUCAAUCAUUGGCGCAGUCAAUGGCCCAAUUGAAGUACAGCGGCGCGACGAAUUACCCGAGGAAGCAGCGAUCGAGGUGAACGUCAGACCCGCUAUGGGUGUUGGAAGCCCGAGAGAAAGACAUCUCGAAACCCUCGUACACAACACACUGCGUAGCAUCAUUCUGACCCGAGCGAUACCACGAACACUUGUACAAAUCACACUCCAAGUCAGGAGUUUACCGGAAGAAGAUAGCACAGCCGGCGUCAACACUUCUCUGACCCUCCUCCCACACCUUCUCCACACCGCACUCCUCGCCCUCCUCUCCGCAUCAAUACCCCUCUGCACAGUCCUCACUUCCGUAAUGAUCGCGCAACCCGCCUCUCCAUCUACGAACUCCUUCCCACCCCUACUCUCGCCCACCGGGAACGAACUACUACGCGCGAAGCCUAUACGAUCUGUACAUGUCUUCGCAUUCGGUGGUGACAGGAAGAUGUUGCUGAGCGAAAGCGAGGGAAAAUUCAGCUACGAGGAGUGGAAUGAGGCCUGUGAAAUGGCAGAGGAUGCAUGCUGCGGAGAGGAAGACGAAGAGGAGGAGGGAGGUGUGCGGUUGGAGGCUGAAGGCGAGGCUAUGGACGUCGACGCACAGGUCGAGGGAGAGAAUUUGGAGAAGUGGUUGAGGAGUGUGGUAAGGAGGAAGGUAGAAUAUGAGCAGCGGUGGAAGAGCGCUACCUGAAGUCUGGUCGCAGGUAUGCAGAUACGAUGACGAUUGCAAGACGGAGGCUGAGGCCCUCGCGCUUGGAAUCCUCAUUAGCCAGCGUGGCAGGAGUGAGACAACACCAGUGACUCCAGAGUAUGGUCAUACAUCCCAGAGAGGCCAUCACUAAGCGCCUCACUUUCUUUGGCUUCGAGGUUACUCAGAGUUGCCAAGCCGCUGUGAGUCUGGAGCUGAGCACAGUGUGUCCAGGUAUCAUAACGCGAACAUGAGUCUGCGUAAUUUGAACGCAGCGUUGCAUCAGCCAUAGAUGACGGCACAAAAUCCAAGGCCAAAUCAACGCUGGAAGCACUAGUUCGACAAGCAACGAUUUCUUUGCGGUGAUGUGUGCGUGACUCAAGAGUAUGAAACAGGUGUGACGAGUUGCGUUGGUGAGAAGUGGUGACUGGUGCGAAUGGCGAGCUUUGU
Alternaria rosae is the source of this 1450-nucleotide messenger RNA. RefSeq lists its product as uncharacterized. The transcript is spliced from 3 exons. Gene Ontology annotation, biological process: poly(A)-dependent snoRNA 3'-end processing; rRNA catabolic process; U4 snRNA 3'-end processing. Lineage: Eukaryota; Fungi; Ascomycota; Dothideomycetes; Pleosporales; Pleosporaceae. The record is from RefSeq and is a predicted model, not a curated record. Gene Ontology annotation, cellular component: nuclear exosome (RNase complex); nucleolus; cytoplasmic exosome (RNase complex). The coding region runs from base 215 to 1003 and encodes 262 amino acids.